This is a messenger RNA of Apodemus sylvaticus (European woodmouse), 2648 nucleotides long. RefSeq names its product zinc finger protein 239-like. The record is from RefSeq and is a predicted model, not a curated record. Gene Ontology annotation, biological process: central nervous system development; regulation of transcription by RNA polymerase II. NCBI's taxonomy places the organism in Eukaryota, Metazoa, Chordata, Mammalia, Rodentia, Muridae. The transcript has 4 exons. Gene Ontology annotation, molecular function: DNA-binding transcription factor activity, RNA polymerase II-specific; RNA polymerase II cis-regulatory region sequence-specific DNA binding. Bases 297 to 1472 code for a protein of 391 amino acids. Gene Ontology annotation, cellular component: nucleus.
UCCCGAGAACUCCCCGCAGCUACAGGUGCCACGCGGGCGGCUGGGAGAGGCAGCAGCGCAGCGGCGGGAACCGCAGCCCGGCGGCCCGUGAACCUCCCGGGUCAGAGCCGCUGCGGGGCUGGGGAACCUGAGGGAAGCCGACCUGAAGUGCUUAGUUUCUCUGCUGCUCUUACAGCAGCCUGCUCUGAAACUCUGCUGUGGAUGUCUCGCCCUGACCGAGAAGGUUUACAUUAUUUCAACAAGAGUUCCAGUCUUUGUUCCUGAGACAGAAAGUCAGAGACGAGUGACAGAGCAAAAUGGCUGCUUCUCCAGUAAAUGUGCCCCAGGGUCUGUUGACAUUAAGGGAUGUGACUGUGGACUUCUCCCAGGAGGAGUGGGGAUGCCUGGACUCUGCUCAGAGGGCUUUGUACAUUGAUGUGAUGGUGGAGAAUUACAGCAAUCUAGUCUUUGUAGAGAACCAUCGCAUAAGUGGAAAAUAUGAAAAAAUCCUCCAUCAAGGCACAAAGCAUAUUGACCAUCAGCAUGUGAAUAUCCAAGAGAAGUCGUAUAACUGUAAUGAGUUUGGCAAAAUGGUUCAUGAAUCCUCCCAAUGUACACCAUAUGACACACGUGAUACUGCAGAAAACUGCAGUGUGUGCAGAUAUGGUAAAUACAAGGAUGCUUCUGUUGAGUCUUCAACCAUAAAUAGAUAUAAAAGUUGGGACUCUAGAGAAGAGCCUUACAGGUUUAAAGACUGUGUAUACUGUUUAAAUCUAUUUCCCAUCAUCAGUCAAAAUCAAAGAAUCCAUUCAUGCAUCAGUAUACACCAGAGUAAUCAUUCUGGAGAAAAACCCCACAAAUGUAAGGUUUAUGGCAAGUGCUUUCAUCAGUUGUACCAGGUCAAAUACCAUUACAAAGCCCAUAUUGGACAGAAACCUUAUAAAUGCAGUGAAUGUCACAAAUGUUUUAGCCAACUCACACACCUAAGAUGCCAUCAAACAAUUCAUACAGGGGAGAAACAUUACAAAUGUGAUGAAUGUGGAAAAAACUUUAGCCAACUGACAUAUUUAAGAACCCAUCAGAGAAUUCAUACAGGAGAAAAACCUUACAAAUGCAGUGAAUGUGAGAAAUCCUUUACAUGUUGCUCAGGCCUUAGAAAACAUCAGAGGAUUCAUACAGGAGAAAAACCUUACAAAUGUAGUGAAUGUAAGAAAUCUUUUACCAGUGGCUCAGAUCUUAGAAGACAUCAGAAAAUUCAUACUGGAGAGAAACCUUAUAAAUGCAGUGAAUGUGACAAAUGCUUUAUUCAGAAAGUCCAACUUAGAAUACAUAAUAGAAUUCAUACAGGAGAGGAACCUUACAAAUGCAGUGAAUGUGUCAAAGUCUUUACACAUCUCUCAGGUCUAAGAAAACAUCAGAAAAUUCAUAGUGCUGAAGGAAAGUUUCUAUUUGUAAAGAAUAUAGCAUGUGCUUUAUCCAAGUUCUGCUCUUAAAAACCAUUGCAUGCUCCACACUAGAAAACCAUUAUGAACAUGAGAAAUUUCUGAAAUCCUCUAAGUAAUGUUCACAUCUUAGAAAAUACCAAGGGUUUACAUUGAGGAAAAAUUAUUGAAAUGUGACAAUAUAUGAAAUACUUUAUUAAACAUUCUACCUUUUAAACCUCAAAUAUUUCAUAAUCAAGACAAUCUGUAAAAGCCUGAAGAAUAUGCUGUUUGUGUAGCAGUUUCCUGGAGACUGAAAUGUCCCUUCUAAAGAGAAACUGAUAAAGGCAGGAAAUAUAAUUCCCAAAUGGUUUCAUGAAGUCCAUUAAACUGACACACUUCCAUCUUCUUAACUCCCAUGAAGAAACUCAGAGUACAUGCUAUUUAGUAGAAGUGUUGACAGACUGAACCACUGAAAUAGUAUGCCUUUUAAGCAGUAAAUAUGACUGCAUUUAUACAGUGUGCUUCAGGUGUCCAGUGCUUAUAAGUUGUUUGGCAUGUUGGGUUGGAGUUUCCUGACAGCAACUGUCUUUGAGUCCAUUCUGCUGCUAUGUAGACACAAUAAAGACUCAUUGGGUCAACAAGAUGGACUUAGAUGGUAUGCAUACUUUUUUGUCAGUUCCCAGUCCAGGAAAAGUCUCUUAUACAUGUUCUGGAUCUGUUAAUUGUUCUAUCAUGUUCAGCAGAAAAUUAAUAUUAAAGAGAAAGCAUUUGAUCAAUGAAAGUAGGGAGGAUUCUAUGUGCUUACUUCUCCAGGCUUUUUGCUACAGUAAUAUUUGGUCUUGUUAAAAGGGCUCAACAUAGACAGAAUAUAGAGGCUUAGCAAAGCCAAAGAGUGGAAGCUACUCUCUUUACUGCAAGAGAGAGUGAGAGGUCGAUGGGGGAAAAAUAAAAUAUGGUUACAAAACUGUCAGUGACAGACAUAGUCCAAAUUGGGCUAUGUCUAUGCAUUGCUCGGAACUCAUACUUAGCAUCUGUGGUUCAGUAAAAAAGUAAUUCCCCUCAGUACACUACUGCCUGUGAACAAAUACUGAUUGUCAUCAUGCAUUCCUUAUGUCCUGCUGUGCCAUAGAAACUCAAUCCUAAAAGCCCUAAGAUCUUAAUUGAAUUUUGUUAAAACCUUUAUUCAAUGCUAAUAUUGUAGACAUAUCAGAAAAAACAUGAAAUAAAAUCCAGGAAAAUGUAUUA